Messenger RNA from Exophiala spinifera, 1458 nucleotides. RefSeq lists its product as uncharacterized. The record is from RefSeq and is a predicted model, not a curated record. The transcript has 4 exons. Lineage: Eukaryota; Fungi; Ascomycota; Eurotiomycetes; Chaetothyriales; Herpotrichiellaceae. Gene Ontology annotation, molecular function: beta-glucosidase activity. Gene Ontology annotation, biological process: carbohydrate metabolic process. The coding region runs from base 1 to 1458 and encodes 485 amino acids.
AUGGUUCGAGACGUCGCCGCCAAGGCAGGACUGCCAUCAGAUUUCCUCUGGGGCUUUGCGACGGCAGCAUACCAAAUCGAAGGUGGUGCCACUGCAGACGGCCGCGGUCCAUCGAUAUGGGACACGUUUUGCAAAAUGCCAGGCAAAAUCGCCGAUGGCAGUUCUGGGGAUGUCGCGUGUGACUCGUACCAUCGCACAGCACAGGACAUUGAACUGUUACAAAAGACCGGUGCCAAAGCAUACCGCUUCUCGAUCUCAUGGUCCCGCGUCAUCCCCAAGGGCGGCCGCAAUGACCCGAUCAACCAGGCCGGCCUUGACUUUUACGUCAAACUGGCCGACGACUUGCUCGCUGCUGGGAUCACGCCGUUCGUGACGCUCUUCCACUGGGACCUGCCGGACGAACUCUACAAGCGGUACCGCGGGUUCCUCAACAAGGACGAGUUCGUGGCCGACUUUGCCCACUACUCGCGCGUCGUGUUCGAGGCUCUGGGCUCCCGCGUCAAGCACUGGAUCACGUUUAACGAACCGUUCUGCAGUGCCAUCUUGGGACACAGUCUCGGUGUCUUUGCUCCCGGACACACCAGCGACAGGACCAAGAGUCCUGUGGGCGACUCGAGUACCGAGCCGUGGAUCGUGGGCCACAGUAUCCUCGUCGCACAUGCCCAUGCGGUCAAGAUCUACAGAGACAAGUUCAAGGAAAGAGAUGGCGGAGAGAUAGGUAUCACGCUGAACGGCGACUGGGCUGACCCAUGGGAUCCCAACGACGAACAAGACCGUAUCGCAUGCGAUCGCAAGAUUGAGUUUGCAAUCAGCUGGUUCGCCGACCCGGUAUACUUUGGCCAUUACCCGGAGAGCAUGGUCAAACAGCUCGGUGCCAGGUUACCCACGUUCACAGAAGAAGAGAGCAACCUGCUCAAGGGCUCGAACGACUUUUACGGCAUGAACCACUACUGUGCGAACUACGUCCGACAUCGCGAUGGAGAGGCCGACCCCGAAGAUUUCAGUGGUAACUUGGAUAUUUUGUUUGAGGACAAGUUCGGCAACAGCAUUGGUCCUGAGACGCAGAGUUUCUGGCUGCGCCCUCACGCCCCCGGGUUCAGGAAGUUGAUCAAGUGGCUGAGUGACCGGUACGGACGGCCGAAGAUCUACGUGACCGAGAACGGAACGAGCAUCAAGGGCGAGAACGACUUGCCCAUGGAGGAGAUUCUGGAGGAUGAUUUCCGCCUCGAGUAUUUCCGAAGUUAUAUCACGGCCAUGGCUGAGGCGGUGGCCGAAGACGGGUGCGACGUUCGUGGAUACAUGGCUUGGAGUCUCAUGGAUAACUUUGAAUGGGCCGAGGGUUACGAAACGAGAUUUGGCGUCACGUACGUGGAUUACGAGAAUGGUCAGAAGAGGUAUCCCAAGAAGAGCGCGUUGGAGAUGAAGAAUAUCUUUGAUCAAUUCAUCGGAAAGGUGUAG